Messenger RNA from Eimeria necatrix, 861 nucleotides. RefSeq lists its product as hypothetical. Gene Ontology annotation, cellular component: pericentric heterochromatin. Gene Ontology annotation, molecular function: chromatin binding; nucleic acid binding. Gene Ontology annotation, biological process: DNA integration; chromatin organization; negative regulation of transcription by RNA polymerase II. The record is from RefSeq and is a predicted model, not a curated record. The coding region runs from base 1 to 861 and encodes 286 amino acids. NCBI's taxonomy places the organism in Eukaryota, Apicomplexa, Conoidasida, Eucoccidiorida, Eimeriidae. The transcript has 2 exons.
AUGUCCUCGUACUACCGUCCCCAAAGCGACGGCCAAACUGAACGGGUUAACCGCACACUGGAGCAGAUGCUUCGUACAUAUAUCAAAUCUGACGAAUGCGAGUGGAAGCGAUUGCUUCCGGCCUUGGAACUUGCCUACAACACAACAAGUCAUUCACCCACUGAGCUCUCUCCUUUCGAGGUCAUGAUUGGAGAGAGCCCGUUGACUGCUGCGGACCUUGAUAUCGUAGGCGCGUUAGCUCCUACGCUCACUCCUCCAAUGACUAAGCUUCUCCGGCAGCUCUGCCACAGAGCACAGAGUCACAUCCUGAAGGCAAAAUGGCAGCAGAAGGAAUACGCAGACACAAAGCGCCGAGCAGUGGAGUAUGCGCUAGUUCCCCACCGCCCCCGACCUCCCGCUUUGGUUCUCUCGGCAGCCGACGCCGCCUGGCCUCCUAUCCAUGAUGCAGCAGGCAAUCCCACAGAUGAAUACGAAGUCGACUAUAUUAUGGACCAACGCGGCUCGGGAGAUGCAGUUCAGUACUUCGUGAAGUGGCGCGGGACCCCUGAAGAUCAAGCCACAUGGGAGCCAGCUCACCACCUUACAGGCUACCCGGCUUUGCUUCGCGCUUGGCGCCGCCGCCAACGAAGACGUCUUCAGGCUCGAAACAAGAUUGGUCCUUCCGAGGCGUGGACGUAUGGGUCCGUCAUAUUCCACCGGCUACACCCUUCAAUGAGGAGUUGGGAGCGCUGCGCACCGCAUGCGAUCACGACGUCAGCUUUAGAAGAGCACAGAGAUUCAAAAGGCAAAAAUAAUGUGUUUUGGGGUAGGUCUCUCCAGUCCGGCAAAGGGGGAAGUUGUAGUGCACAGGCAAUACAAUAG